Messenger RNA from Trypanosoma brucei brucei TREU927, 1500 nucleotides. RefSeq lists its product as hypothetical. The coding region runs from base 1 to 1500 and encodes 499 amino acids. Lineage: Eukaryota; Euglenozoa; Kinetoplastea; Trypanosomatida; Trypanosomatidae. The record is from RefSeq and is a predicted model, not a curated record. The transcript has a single exon.
AUGAAUCCGCCGACUACUCAGGCCAAUGGUGAUAGACCUCAAAGACAAUUUUCGGGGGCGAAUCGUCAACCAGCCACACUCAGCCAUGAAAAGAGUCACCACACACCAAUGCGGCGUCUGAUUAUGACAAAUCACAACCGCCAUGCUGAGCAAAAGGGCCAACGACAGGGAAAUGAAGCGGCUCAAAGUGAUGGGGAGCUCUUGGGGCGUGCGAAGACCCACUCAAGUUUCGCGGAGCUCCGCCGUUCCCUGGUGGAUGCGUCAGCCGUUGCGGAAUUCAUCCAGAAGAACUACACCGGAAGGUUACGCGACCCCAAACAACUCAAUAACUUUUUUCAGGCCCUCAGUAACCGACCGGAGACUAUUUUUACGGAGCUUUGUGGAUUGUACAAGAAAGAGGUUUGCCUCAUGCUUGAGCGAAUGCUGGAGGUGUACUCCACAGCCACCUCCACUUCAGCGGUGCCAAUUUCUCCAGCGGCACAUGAGUUUAUUAUUCGCUGCGAGCAGAACGGUGUGCGAAGGAUGACGUGGGCGGAUGAGCUUACACAAACCAACGGCACGCAAAAGGUGGAAAAGGGAGAGGAAGGAGAAGAAGGUGUGGACGCCAAAGCAAGUGCAUCUGCAUCCGGUCCGGUACCGGUGCUGUUGUUUUCGCCGCGCGAACUCAUAAAGAAGGUUGCAAAUGUAGAACCACGGGGUAGGCUAGAGCGUAUGAUUGAAAUGUCCACCACGACAGCUGACCUUGAAAGCUGUGCACGGAAACUUCAAACUGUUGCAACACCAGCGCAGGAAGGUAAGAAGAAUUUGGAGUACGCGGCGGUAUGCCGGCUGCUCAGUAAGCUUGCCUCCAAGACGCGUCGCACAUGUGAAGCCAUAAUUCGCACCGCCACGGAGGCAGGAAAGCUGCCUGUAGAUGAUCUAUCUGCACUUGAUCAAGUGAUAGGUACGCUUCUCGCCGUGACCCAGCGUUCAUUUUCUGAACGCCCACCCGUAGUGCAGCAACACCCCAUAGCGAAACUCUCUAACCUAGUCAAGUGGUGCAACACACAUAAUUUGCUUCAGUACAACGCUGAUAAAUACUCAGCACUCGUGGAAGCUCUCGAAAAGCAGUCGUCACUGGAGUUACACGCACAGGCAGCACAGUUGGAAACAGUGUUGCUUCUCAAAGGGCUGCAACCCGGUGAUGAUGCGGCGGCUACGGAGACGCUUCAGAAACUGUGGAAUGAGUCUCUGGGACGGUACGAACCGUGCAGUGCCGACGUUUUGUCAUCCAUUGCUGUCGUGUGUCGGGCCGAUGGAAUUUCCGAUACUCUCCGUACGCAGGUUGCACAGCGCCUCGUCCUUACGCAACAAUGCGUGCAGAGGGAAAGGAAAAGCAACGAAACAAUUCUUCCCAGGCGCGCACUGAGCUUCGUGCUGGUGGAGCAAUCAAAAGAAAAGCGAGACGCCGUCAAGCGGAUGCUGGCCAAAGAAGAGAAUAAGAAAAGAGGAAGAGAUUGA